ACAAAAAUUUGACAUUCCCAGUGAGUGUAUUGAGUGUAGUGACCCCCUACACAACAGAUGAUCUCUUCUGGUUUUACAUCAGCUGUCAGUUGACGUGCACCACUUCAGGGAGAUAAGAUUACAUUUUCCUGGAAGCUCUGGGGGAUUGGGCGGAGCCCUGUGCGUAGUGGACCGUGGAAUCCUUCCGAGGCCUGUAAAAAAACUGUCCACCUGUUACUGUCUAUCGCCCCCUUUUCCUGUCUCCCAAUCAACUGCCAUGCUGAAAGAUCAUACAGCCUGUCCAUCUGACUCAAGCUACUGAAAAAAGAUCAUGUUAGUAUGUCUCUCCUGGCCCUCCUGCACCAUAAAUAUCUUCCAUGAGGUCCUAUGUGUUUAAUUUUAGACUUUGCCGGGGGCGUGAGCAGACCAUUUACCAGCUGGAGACAUAGCCAAUAGCACUGGCAACUCAGCUCUAGAACUGUGUAGUCAUUGUGGAUAUACUUUGUACCCUUUAGGUUGAAAAUAAACUCUUGACAAAAUUUUGUCAAGACGACUACUAUACAGACAUGUUCAGCCAAAGGGAGCGGGACAUGGAGGACAUACAUGAGGAAGACAUUGAUGAAGAUGAUAUCCUAGCCAGCUUGUCUCCUGAGGAGCUUCAAGAACUCCAGAAAGAGAUGGAUGUUUUAGCGCCAGACGAGAGAGUACCGCUUGGUCAGAGACAGAAGGACCAGAAGAAAGAGAAGCCAUCCGCCGACUCUGAUGAUGAAGAAGACAUUGAUGAAGAUGAUAUCCUGGCAAACUUGUCUCCUGAGGAGCUCAAAGAGCUCCAGAAAGAGAUGGAUGUUAUAGCCCCAGAUGAGAGGGUACCUGUGGGUCAGAGGCAGAAGAGCCAGACAGAGAAGGUGCCCACAGGUUCGUUUGACCACAGGGGCCUGGUGGAUUAUCUAUACUGGGAGAAGGAGUCCAAACGCAUGCUGGAGGAGGAGAGGGUCCCCGUCACUCUACUGCCCAGUAAGAAAACUAUGGAAGAGGACGCUGAACAGAAAGAAAACGCUGAAGACGUGGAGAUUGUGUAUGAGGUGAUAGAAGAAAUCAUUGAGGUGGAAGCUACAGACUGUGUUGAAGGAGAGGAAGUGAUAGAGGAGAUUAUAGAGGAAAUGAUUGUGGAGGAGGAGGAAGAGGAUGUGAAGAAGGAGGAAGAGGAGGAGGAGAAAAAGGACAUAGCCGUAAAAUAUGAAAGGGUCAUAGAAAAACAUGAACAUCCAGUGAAUGAGCGUCUAAAAGAGUCAUCAGAUGAUAACAGCACUAACACUGUAAACACUACCAGUCCCCUGCAACCCCCACCAGAGUUCGCAGACAUGAAAGAAGAGAAAGAGAUUGAGAGAACAGAGCAAAAGAGCACAUCACAAAUACCUGAGAAAGUCAAAAGUAACACUACAGAUGCUCCCGCUCCUGAAGUAAUAGAGAUGACUCCAGAGGAGAAGAGGGCCUGUUUUGUUCCAGAGAAAGAAGUGAGGGUAAUUAACAAGCUAAAUAUUCCAAAGCUGGCUCUUGGUGGGGGGCUUGGUGGCCUUGGUGGGGCCAAGAAGACAUCAAGGCCCUCAGGGAAUGAGACAAACCUGGACACCACUCUGGAUAAGAUACGCAACAACAACCCCGCUAUCACAGACGUAAACCUGAACAACAUAGAAAACAUUCCUAAAGAAAUGCUAAUAGAAUACGUUGAUGCCUUAAAGAAGAACAAACACGUCAAGACCUUCAGCAUAGCCAACACCGGCGCAGACGAAAACAUCGCCUUCACCCUGGCCAACAUGCUGAGAGAGAACCGUAGCAUCACCACCCUGAACAUAGAGUCAAACUUCAUAACAGGGAAAGGCAUCAUCGCCAUUAUCCGCUGCCUACAGUUCAACGAGACGCUCACAGAGCUCCGCUUCCACAACCAGAGACACAUGCUGGGCCACCACGCGGAGAUGGAGGUGUCACGCCUGCUCAAGGCCAACAACACCCUCCUGAAGAUGGGCUACCACUUUGAGCAGGCGGGCCCCAGGAUGGUGGUGACCAACCUGCUGACCAGAAACCUGGACCGCCAGAGACAGCAGAGGAAAGAGGAGCAGAGCAAGCAGCAGCAGAAGCAGCAGAAGGAGGUGUUUGAGAUGUAUGAACGGGCUCUGAACCUGCCCCCGGGGCUGCUGGCGAUGCUGGGCUACGUCCCUCCUGAAAUCGCGGCCCUCAUGCCGCAGCUUCCCAAGGGUCCCCAGGGUCCCAUGGAACCCAAACCAGAGCCCUCCUCCAGAUUCCAGCAGAACAGCCCUCUACAGCAGCCACAAAAGCAGCAGAACACGUCUCCACAGUAUCAACACAAGCAGCUUAAACACAUGCAGCGCAACCCCAUUCCACAACAACCCCCCAGCACGGACUCCUCUGGUAACCUUCUGAAGGACAUCCAGCUGAAGAGGACCCCCAAAAAGCGUGACCCUUUCCUGGACAUAGAUCCUAGGGAGGACAGGAGAGCAGAGAGGCCGAAUGUCCUGCUCAAGAAGACAUCAGGAAAAGAGAGGGACACAGGCGUUGAUGAGAUGGUAGAACUGAAGGCCACUCUGAAAGAUGUGAUGAAGACACUGAAGCCUGUCCCUCGGAGGCGGCAGCCGGCCAAGGUGGAUGUGACACCCCGCGAUGAACUGCUUAAUGAGAUCAAAAAGAGCAACGUGGCCUAUCUCAAAGCCGUGCCACUCCCCAAAGAAUUAGAAUCAAGAGAAACCAGUCUCUUCAAUCUCUGAGGAAUCUACAAUACCUUUAUUCCUGUGUUAGUUCAACAUCGCUGAGGAAUCUACAAUACCUUUAUUCCUGUGUUUGUUCAACAUGUGUUUAAUCUCUUCCUUAACAAUAAUCUGCUUGCACUUGUAACACUAGUUUGCCUCAGUACUCCUAUUCAGGCAGAACACCUUUUGUUCCUUGAGGUUUGGAAGAACUAGUAUGGUAUUUGGAUAUGAGUCUACAGCUGGUAAAUGCACCAUAGAAUGUGCAUAGUAUAAGUAGUCUCAAUUAAUAAUUAUGUUUGUUUGUGGAAAAUUCAUUUACUUUGAACACUCCCAAAUGAGUGCGGGCAAAUCCAUAAUACAUCAUCUACUGAUGACUUGGGUCUUUCAUCUAUGGGUUUUCAAAACCACUCUGGUGUCUGCUGUCCACUUCGCAAUAUUGAUAGAGCUGAACCCCAGAAUAUAGAGUAUAGGAGGCACCAUGAAAACAUUAGUCUUUUACUGUGUAAAACACUGUGGGUCAGUGGUCCAGAAGCUAGAUUUCAAAUCAUACUUCAUUGUUUCACGGAACAGUCCAUCUUAACAAGUCAUAAUCCUAACGAGUGUUGACAUUAAAAAUCAGUGUACAUACAAGAUGUCUCAUAUGUAAAUGUUUCCUUCAUUAACAUAGUUGACAUAAUUUGGAUUACUUAAAUUUUGUUUUAUUAUUAUGGUGGAACACAGUGCUCUGCUUCCAAUUCUGUAGUUACGUUAUCACUACUCAAUGGAAAUACAAAAAACAGCAGUUAUAACAUCCUUAUAAUAGAACCUAGAACCAUAAUAUUAGCGUGCACUCCUUUUUUCUGAAAGCAAUUUGUCUAGAUCCGAUACAAGCUGUGAUUCUCCAUAAUUCUUUGGAAGACUGCAUCCGUGUGUACAAAUAGCUCAUAAAAUCUUCAUUAAUUUAAUUUAAUCAUUUUCAUCUAUUACUAAUGGUGAUCCCUGGAAUUGGAUAGGCUAUUUAUUAGGGCGGAUUUAUAAUAAAAUCUCCAAACAUCUGCUACUGAGGGGGACAUAAUCAGAACCCCAAUGCACAAUCAAGCAUUCAUAAUGUGUGUGAUAUUUAAUAGUACAUACUUUGGUGCCUUACACUGUGCUUUUUGUAAUGCAAACAUUUAUGUUUUCUGUAUGCUUUUUGCUGAAUACACAAGUAGAGAAGAUUCAAUGAGACAUGAAAGCACAAUGUAAACAUUUACAACAUGACUACUUCAACUAAUAAAGUUGCAUUUGCCAUUCA
Coregonus clupeaformis (lake whitefish) is the source of this 4014-nucleotide messenger RNA. Its product is annotated as leiomodin-3-like. Gene Ontology annotation, molecular function: tropomyosin binding. NCBI's taxonomy places the organism in Eukaryota, Metazoa, Chordata, Actinopteri, Salmoniformes, Salmonidae. The coding region runs from base 546 to 2759 and encodes 737 amino acids. The record is from RefSeq and is a predicted model, not a curated record. The transcript has 3 exons. Gene Ontology annotation, cellular component: striated muscle thin filament; myofibril. Gene Ontology annotation, biological process: myofibril assembly; muscle contraction; pointed-end actin filament capping.